Messenger RNA from Melanotaenia boesemani (Boeseman's rainbowfish), 2685 nucleotides. RefSeq lists its product as uncharacterized. NCBI's taxonomy places the organism in Eukaryota, Metazoa, Chordata, Actinopteri, Atheriniformes, Melanotaeniidae. The transcript is spliced from 13 exons. The record is from RefSeq and is a predicted model, not a curated record. Bases 29 to 2281 code for a protein of 750 amino acids.
GGAAGCAGAGCUGAAUCAGAGCAUCAACAUGGCUUCCACGGGGCUGGUCCUGCUUCAGCUGCUCCUACUGGUCUCACUGGUGUCGGCGUCUCAUUUCUUCGGAGGAAGCUCGACCUUCACCUACAAAGGAAAAAACCCAGAUGGAACAUUUCAGGUGGUUGUUCGUAACCGGGCAACCAUUGAUGGAUGCGGCACCCUCAGCUGGGGCUGUGCAAGUGGCAACUGUGGCUCCAUCACCAAAACUCAGAACUAUGUCACCGACAAGAGCACCAACUCACCUCAGAGCACCAGCCAGUGGUGUGAAACAGAAACCGUAGAGACGAGGAAGGUCACCAGUGACAGGCCGUUUGAGAUGAGGGCAUCGAGUUGCUGCUGGAUCAAUACACGCAACAGCGUGAAUAACUGGAGGCUGAAUACUCUGGUGGAUUUGGGAAUCAGAUCCGACACCAGAGAACCAAACAGAUCCCCAGACAUCACCAUUCUUCCCUUCAUGAGAGUUCCUGAGAACUGCCCGCGGACUUACAAGCUGACUUCUUAUGAUCCUGAUGGUGACAGAGUCCAGUGCAGGUAUGGAAGCAUCGCCAACGUAGAGUGUGACCAAUGCGUCACACCUGCAGGCUUCCACCUUGAUCAGAACUCUUGCACGUUGCACUACCAGUCUGUUGCUGCCAACCUCAAAGCUUUUGGGUUUGAGAUGGUGAUAGAGGACUUUUCGCGAGGGAACAUCAAUCUGUUCUACUCAGACGGGUCAAAGUCCUACAAGCAUCCACUGCUCGCAAGGAGGAAGAGGGAGGCUCCGGAGUCAGCACCACAAAAUGCAGCCACGGUUCACCCGAUCACCAGGCAGCAAUACGCCAACACUCCCGCCCUCAGCAAACUACCGCUGCACUUCUCUUUACUCGUGGACCCAGCUGCUCCCUCGUGUCAGGAGGGAACCUACUUGCCCAAGUUUGUGCACCCGACAUCUGAAAAUGGAGCUCAUAUCACAGCAGAGGUUAACAAGGAGCUGGAGAUCAGAAUCAGAGCACAAGCGACACAUUCAGUAAUAAAAGAUUUAAUCAUCAGCGGCCCAACAAACGUCACCAAGCACAAGACCACACAUGAUGAGUUUGUCAUCAGGUGGACUCCGGUCCCGGAAGACUUCGGAGAUCAUUUCCCAGUCUGCUUUGCUGUGGAAUCUGCAGCAGGGUCUAGUAUAUAUCAGUCUGAGAUGAGGUGCGUUGUGGUGGACGUCGGGAAGGAACAAAUUGAAGCCAAAGUGACCUGCAGUGAAACCACAAUGACAGUGGAGAUUGACAAAUCGUCCUUCUAUGGACUCCAACCGGAUCACGUUCGUCUCAGUGACCCCACCGACACCGCCUGCAGCCUGGAGAGGUAUUCCAACAGCACUCACAUCGUUGGUGUCAUCCCCCUCAACGCUUGUGGUACUCAGAUCGAGGAAGAUGAUGACAACCUCUACUUCAAGAAUGUAAUCACCACAGUGGAGGAAGAUGAAGUUCUGAUCACCAGGAGGCACCUGGUGGAGGCUCGCUUCUACUGCCAGUACCCCAAAAAGGGCAACGUGACCCUGGGCUUCACAGCACACAGAAAGAACGUCACGGUGUGGGAGAGAGGCUUCGGUACGUUCACCUACCAGUUUGAGUUCUACCCAGACCUCCAGUUCAGAACUAUGAUCGAUCCAAACUCGUACCCUCUGGAGUACGACAUCGGGAGCAGGAUUUACAUGCAGAUAGACGCCUCCUCCUCCAUCAACAACACCGUGAUGUUUGUGGACUCCUGCAGAGCUGCACCGUACGACAACCCCAACUACCAGCCAACCUACUCCAUCAUCGAGAACGGCUGCACAAUGGACCCGACAGUUCAGAUCCAUGCCCCCUCUGAGGACAACCAGUUCAGGUUCAGCAUGGAGGCCUUCAAGUUCAUUGGCUUGCAUGACCAGGUCUACAUCAGCUGCUCAGUCAUGAUGUGUGAAGCAGGGAACCCCAACACCAGGUGCUCACAGGGAUGCGUGAACUCCACAUGGUCAGGCGGUCACAUGCACUACCAUCGUAAGAGAGAGGCUGUCAUCCAGAGCGGCGAGCACUUCGUUUCCCAGGGUCCCCUGCGUCUGAAGCGGGCAGCAGACGCCAGGAUCGGAGGCUCAGACAUCAGCCUGAACCUGAACCUGGUUUUCAUCGCUGGAUGUCUUCUUGCUGCUGUUGGCAUGGUCUGUGGUGUGGUCCUGUACAAAACCAAGACGUCAAGGGUCAAGUACCAGCCUCUGCCCUCAUAUGAAAGCUAAAACUGCAGCGUGUACCAGCUCAAUACUUUUACCUGCUUUUAUUAUUCUAAUGUCAGAUUUUGGGUUCUGGUUUAUUUUCUUGUCUGCAUUUAAGCUGAUUAAUGAUAUUUUAACAUCUUGAAGUGUGAAUCCAGCUGUUUUCAUUUAAGCUAAAAGAAGAAAUUAGUGUUUGUGCAUCUGGAAAACCAAAGAUUUCAUCUUAACAAGUCUAGAAGGACGAGUCUGGCUCUGCAGCUGCUGGGUUUCUAGUAUAACAGGGAAACGGGUUAAAAUAUCUACUUUUAUCCAGUUACAAUCAAUCCUCUGAAUCAAAGAUGACUCGUUUUCUUUAUGGAUAAAAAACAAUGUAUAUUUUCCUAUGAGGGCCUGUGUGCUGUGGUUAAUGGCUCAAUAAAAAUGCUCAU